Messenger RNA from Sporisorium graminicola, 1452 nucleotides. RefSeq lists its product as uncharacterized. Gene Ontology annotation, biological process: box H/ACA snoRNP assembly. Lineage: Eukaryota; Fungi; Basidiomycota; Ustilaginomycetes; Ustilaginales; Ustilaginaceae. The record is from RefSeq and is a predicted model, not a curated record. Gene Ontology annotation, cellular component: nucleoplasm; cytoplasm. The transcript has a single exon. The coding region runs from base 1 to 1452 and encodes 483 amino acids.
AUGGACGGGUUCACAGUGCCCGACUUCCAAGUGUCGCAAGACGCUGACCACGUCUAUAUCGAUGUAUCGUGUCAGUCGAACGCCGCCGGGAUGCCCAACAUCGCCGUCGAGGGGCGGAUCUUUGGGUUCCACCUCGACCCAUACUACUUGCCGCUUGUUCUGACGGGCGCAGUGACGCGUCCUGACUCCGAUGCAGAGGCUCUACGCAUCAGUGCACAAGACGACACCUCACGGAUCAGCAGCUCACAAAGCCGAGGCACAGCGUUCCGAGUGACGCUCAACAAGAUCAAUCGAGGCGAGCGCUUCGAAGGAUUGGAGCAGGUGCAGCCACAAUUGCUACCGGAGGACCAGCUCAAGCAAGCGCUCGUCGAUGCCGAACAGUCGAAAGGCUUCUUCCAGCCACCGAGUGGCGAUGGGACGGGAAGCGUCGACGUCGGAUUGUCGGCGGGUAACAGUGCGGCAGUGGACGAGGCGGCGAAAGCGUUGUUGCAGCAAGCGCUCAAGAGCCAAGGACUGACGACGAUGAACGACGACGGUGGAGAAGCGGCGAUGAGUUUAGAUGCAUCCUCGGAGAUGGCCAAGGCGGGGCCGAGCACUGGAGGGCUUAGCUGGGGAUUCGGGUGGAAGAGCACCUUCAAGGGAGCAUUGGUUCCGGCAGGAUGCGCAGAUACACGCAACGUGCUCGAAGUGUCGGAUCCAGGUUCGGUCGAGCCAGGACAGCGCGAGCAGGCGGCGACAGCGUUCGAAGAGCAGCGUUGGGACGAGGGCAUCUACAUGGACAACUUUCUCGAUAUCGACGGCGAGCUCGCGCACCUGAUGCAAUUCCAGCCACGCAUUCCUUCAAGUACGGCCUCGAGUAAACCAUCGAUUGAGGAUCACGCUGUCGACGUCGAGGCUUUGGCAUUGCUACUGCAGCUGCUGUUCGCAUACAGCUACGAUGAACGCACCAACGAAGGCGAUCCCACUGUCGAGUCCGGCUGGACCAUCGUCAAGCUCUCGCGUUCGCUCGCCGCCUCAACGCUGCCCUCCACGCCUCCUGGCGCUCCUCUUGAAUCCGUUGUAUCGUCGACACUGAUCGGAUGCGUACGUCGCGCCCUCACCGUCCCGCUCUACCGACACUGGGAGCUCGCCCUAGCGUGUAUCCACGACGCGCUGCGUCGACUCGAUGCCGGCGAAGCUUGCGUGCGUACGUGCCUCGAUCAGAUCGCUUCCCGACUGGAAGAGGGAGAAGACGUGAUCCUGUGUCGUCUCUCCGAAAUUUGGUUGGCUCCGUUGAUCGCCCAUCUGCCGACUCAGGCUCAGUCGGAGGCGUUGGCCGCGUGCAUCCGAAGAGUGAUGCAGCAAGAGGAUGGUGUCACCAAGGAGAGCGUUGGUGGCGAACGGUGGGAUUUGCAAGUCUUGGAACAGGCGGCAAAGCAGGCACUGGAGGACGGAGAAGGUGGGUUUGUUUAG